Messenger RNA from Suillus clintonianus, 1206 nucleotides. RefSeq lists its product as uncharacterized. Gene Ontology annotation, biological process: tRNA wobble position uridine thiolation; protein urmylation. Gene Ontology annotation, molecular function: thiosulfate-cyanide sulfurtransferase activity; adenylyltransferase activity; URM1 activating enzyme activity. The coding region runs from base 1 to 1206 and encodes 401 amino acids. The record is from RefSeq and is a predicted model, not a curated record. Lineage: Eukaryota; Fungi; Basidiomycota; Agaricomycetes; Boletales; Suillaceae. The transcript has 5 exons. Gene Ontology annotation, cellular component: cytoplasm; cytosol.
AUGGCUGACAACGAUCUUCCACGACUGUCGCAUUCAGAUAACUACCUGAGGUAUGGCAGACAGAUGAUCCUCGAUGGCUUUGGUUUAGAGGGUCAACUCAAAUUACAGAACUCGUCUGUCGUGGUCAUCGGAGCAGGGGGCCUUGGUUGCCCCGCAUUACAAUAUCUCGCUGCAGCGGGCAUAGGUCGCCUAGGCAUAAUCGACCACGACACGGUCGAACUGUCUAAUCUCCAACGCCAGAUCCUUCACAAUGAUAAAACGAUCGGCAGCCCGAAAGCCGUCUCUGCAGCCCAAGCUAUCGCUGCUCUGAACCCACGCGUCAACAUCGACGUAUGCCCCAUUGCUCUUGAUUCAUCCAACGCGAUCUCUAUCCUCGCCCCGUAUGAUGUGAUCCUCGAUUGCACAGAUAAUGCUCCCACACGCUACCUUCUCUCUGAUACCGCCGUCAGGCUCAAAAAGCCUCUCGUCAGUGGUGCCGCACAGAAAUUCGAUGGCCAACUUUGCGUAUAUAAUCUGGGCGAGGAUGGCCCCUGCUAUCGUUGCAUAUUUCCGAAGCCACCUGCCCCAGAAAUGACAGGGUCCUGCGAGGAGACAGGCAUACUAGGCGCUGUAACAGGGAUUAUUGGAAAUCUGCAGGCACUAGAGGCGAUAAAGCUCAUCACGGGUCUGCAUGAUAACAAAGCUUCCCUGUUGCUUUUCAGCGCUCUAUCUGUUCCUCCGUUUCGUACCGUGAAGCUGAGAUCAAGAAAGCUCACGUGCGCUGCAUGCGGAAUCGAGGGCCAGAAAAUCGGGUCCAUCGAAGAAACAGAUUAUGUAGCAUUUUGUGGUGGUGCACGGCCGAAUUGGUCAGAACGUGGUCUCGAAGCUGGCGGGCCUGAAUCGCGGAUAUAUGUCAAAGAACUGAAAUCCGUCUUCGAAUCAAACGAAAAUCAUGCCAUCAUCGAUGUGCGGCCGAGAACCGAGUUUGGUAUAUGUCAUCUUCCGAGGUCUACGAGUGUCCCGCUCAAUGUUCUCCUGGCUAAUCCAGCGCCGCAUGUUCCCCAAGACAAAUCAUGCCAGGUGUUUGUUCUGUGCAGGUUAGGCAAUGACUCUCAAAUCGCUGCGGAUGCGAUCAGGGCAGUUGAUCCCAAUCUGAUUGUAAAAGAUGUUGUCGGAGGCUUGCGUGCAUGGUCAAAUGAGAUAGAUCCAACGUUUCCUGUGUAUUGA